Pseudomyrmex gracilis is the source of this 2156-nucleotide messenger RNA. RefSeq lists its product as uncharacterized. The transcript has 9 exons. The coding region runs from base 184 to 1911 and encodes 575 amino acids. Lineage: Eukaryota; Metazoa; Arthropoda; Insecta; Hymenoptera; Formicidae. The record is from RefSeq and is a predicted model, not a curated record.
AGUAGCGAAAUUUUUGUGGCUGGAGAAACACACGACGGACGCGCGCAAAGUCGCUCUUCAUCCUCUCUUUCCUUUCACGGACGCAACUUGUUCGCUUGUUCCAAACUUUUCGACUCAACGUCGUUCUAAAGCAGAUAUACACACGUACUGUGUACCGCACAAAAGUAAUAUUUUUGCAAAAAAAUGGACAUCGAUAAUCAAGACAACGAUCCUCAAUUUUUGGAAAUAUUAAAAACCUGUUUGACAAAGGAAAUUGCGGCGGUCACCGAAAAGCUGAAAAAUAAUCAAAUGAAGAUAGAUAGAUUCAAAGCAACGAUGCGUAAUGCGAUCGAUACAAGAAAACAACUUAAGCAGAAGGUCGUGCAAAUGGAAGAUAUAUUGUCGAAAUUACGUGAGACUUCAAUAGAAGUGUACAUAUCCGUUAACGAAAUCACGGAUGCUCUAGAAACCACAAAAAUAAACGCUGAUGAUCAGUACAAGUUGAUGGAACUGAAGUCUCAAGAGUAUCAAAAUAUUAUGAACCAAUACAAGGAAACGUGGCACUCUUAUCACGCCAUGUACGAGGAAUUUCCUUUGGCGAAGGCCAGAAAGGAGGUUAAGAUCAAGCUGGAGAAACUUAAAAUCGAGUACAUGAUCGCAGUUUAUAAAAAAGCUGAAAUGACGAACAUCAUCAAACAGAGACGACAUAUCGACUGGGUCCGCACGCGCUGCAAGAUAAUCGAAUUCGCCGCCAUGAUGGCAGAGACUUCCAAGCUGGAGGAGAAGUUGUUGAAGCUAAAAGUGAACGUGAAUUAUCGGAAGAAAAAAUUGCAAUCGAUCCAAACGGAGCUGCAAGGACUGCGCAAGAAGACGGAGGAGCAAAAAAAAUUGAGGCAACAAAAGAUGAUGGAGAUGGUACCACCAAAGAUUAACAUACCGCAGCGUGAAAUAUACGCUCGAAAUAAACUGCACACGAGAAGGCAGCAUCAUUGGAAGCGAAUUCAAGAUACUUUUGAUGAUACCGCGUCUGUCAAUACCUUAGCUUUCGAAGAGUUGUGUAUAAACGAGAACGCCUCGAUGUCGCCCGAAAUGAUAGAUGUGGAAACGGGAUUGACAAUAAUAAAAAACGACACUCCCAAACAAGAUAAAGCUCACACGACAAAGUCUUUCAAUUCCAAGAUAACUGCCGAAAAAGCUGAUAAACGCGCCGAUUCGGUGCCGCCGCCAAAUGCGGAAACGAGCGGUACUGAAAAAGUGGUACAAGUGAUAACGGUAACGGACAGCGAUGAAGAAAUAAAGAAGAUCCUUCAAGAGAAAGAGCAAAAGUCGCAAGAGUCUGUUAAAGUGCAACCGAGCUCCCGUACAAAGGAAAACUCGCUCAAACACGGCAUCGUCGCGGAUACACAGGGUGAAAUUGAGACGAAAAGAAUGCGUCUUCAAACAGAAGACAGUAGAGAAAGUGGCAAUAAAAUAACGUCUCUUCAGCCGUCUGUUAUCGAGGAAGUGGAUAUGAAAUCUCCAGUUCCGUCGGGUCCGAGAAUCAGUAAGAUAGAAUCGGUGCAGUACAACGUGAUGAUUACCAAACCGAUGCCAAAACCCAAUCAUCAAGAAACGGGGAUUGCCGCAAGCAGCGUUAUCCCCGUUAUGUUGUCGCCGAUAUACGAAUACUGCGAGAGCAAUACGAGUUUCGAUUUCAUGUCGAAAGAUGCGCGGUCAGUUUACGAAGAAUCUCUCUGUAAUUAUAAAAUAUCCUCGAUUGGAAACAUAUCGCCCGAGUGCGUCGACAAUGUGUCGAUUACUUCGACGAGAAACUUUGCUCUGCAUCAAAACGUUCAGGAUGAGGGGAAAGAUCCGUCCAAUGAAAGGACUGCAUCACCGUUUCACUUUGAGAAUUUUGUGAAGAAGAAGAAACAAGGCUUCACUUUGUUUUGAACAGGUGACAAAGAAAAGAUUUACUUUGCUAUUUUACAUACAAAACCAUGUAACACACAAUUCGAUAUAUAACUUUACGCGUUCUCAGAAGUUUCACACAAGUUAGACGUCGAUUAAGUUCUCUACAGAUUCUGUACUGUGUGUGUACGUUUGUGUGUGUGUACUGUACAAGUUCACAUUGAUCAAGCAAAAAAACGAGUCUAUUUUUUCUUUCCAAUCUUGGUGUAACAAAAAGACAAACAAUA